UAUUCGAAUUAGGUGGAACUGAAACCAAAACCAAAACCAAAACCAAAACCAACUAGAAUUUGAUCCCUAAUCUCGAUCAUCACUAUUCAGUCCCACUCUUUUGUCUGCGUUUCCUCUCCGCAGUGCGUACCCCUUUUUUUGGUUCCCACUUCUGUCGGGAUUCCCUUUCACACUUUUUAAUCCUUUCCAACCCCAAAUUCCCUUUAAAAAAACUGCCCAAAACUUAAGGAAAACAUCAACAAAAGUGUAAUUGUGUAGGAAGAAGAAACAAAAAUGGCAGCAACCACAAGAGUAAUAACUGUUGCACUGGAUGGAAGUGGCGAUUACAGCACAGUCCAGGAAGCGGUUGAUGCUGUCCCGCUUGGGAACACAUGUCGAACUAUCAUUCGUAUUUCAUCUGGGGUUUAUAGACAGCCCUUGUAUGUACCCAAGACCAAGAAUUUCAUUACUUUUGCUGGAUUAUCUCCUGAAAAUACUGUUCUUACUUGGAAUAACACUGCCACUAAAAUUGAUCAUCACCAGGCAUCAAGAUUGAUUGGAACUGGGACUUUUGGUUGCGGGACUGUGAUUGUAGAAGGUGAAGAUUUUAUUGCUGAGAAUGUUACAUUUGAGAAUUCUGCACCUCAGGGAUCGGGACAAGCAGUGGCGCUGAGAGUGACAGCUGAUCGUUGUGCGUUUUACAAUUGCCGGUUCUUAGGGUGGCAGGAUACAUUAUAUUUGCAUUAUGGGAAGCAUUAUUUAAGAGACUGUUAUAUUGAAGGAAGUGUUGACUUCAUAUUUGGAAAUAGUACUGCUCUAUUGGAGCAUUGUCAUAUUCAUUGCAAGUCAGAGGGUUUUAUAACUGCACAAAGCAGGAAGUCAUCACAAGAGACCACUGGUUAUGUUUUUUUAAGGUGUGUGAUCACCGGCAACGGAAAGGUGUCAUAUUCAUUCCUUGGACGACCAUGGGGACCUUUUGGAAGGGUGGUUUUCGCGUAUACUUACAUGGAUCAGUGUGUUAAGCAUGAGGGUUGGCAUAAUUGGGGCAAGUCUGAGAAUGAAAGGAGUGCUUGCUUUUAUGAGUACAGGUGUUUUGGACCGGGAAGCUGUCAAUCAAAGCGGGUUGGAUGGGCCAGAGAAUUGAUCGAUGAAGAAGCCGUACAAUUUCUUGUGCAUUCUUAUGUAGAUCCCGACCCACAGAGGCCUUGGUUAGCUCCAAGAAUGGGUAUCAGGAUACCUUACUCUGCUUGAAGUAUCUUCCUUCCUUCAACAUUACUUUGUAAAGCAGCUGGAGGUUAAUAAGAAUGAGACAGAAAGAUAAGGGGUGGGAGUGUUUGUAGGAAAGGGUUUUGGGAAUAAUAUAUAGUAGUAUGAAUUAUUUUAUAAGUUUAAAAACUUACUUCUAAAGCUCCACUUAUUUUGCAUUAUUGUCAUAUGUAAUUUAAAAUAAUAUAAUAUGAGUGGAAUGGAUGACUACUUUGUAAAUAGGGGUUGGGAGUUUUCAAGUUUGUGGAGCAAACUUACAAAACAUGAAAUGUUUGUUAUAUUAUCUUUUAAUCAGUUUAAUUGUCUUA
This is a messenger RNA of Amaranthus tricolor (Joseph's coat), 1553 nucleotides long. RefSeq names its product pectinesterase 31. Gene Ontology annotation, molecular function: pectinesterase activity. The coding region runs from base 274 to 1230 and encodes 318 amino acids. Gene Ontology annotation, biological process: cell wall modification. Lineage: Eukaryota; Viridiplantae; Streptophyta; Magnoliopsida; Caryophyllales; Amaranthaceae. The record is from RefSeq and is a predicted model, not a curated record. The transcript has 6 exons.